AUGCCAGGAUUCAAAGCAAAGAGACCCAUCAUUUCACUACCGCCAAAUAGGUCUGGAGGAGAGAAGGAGAUCAAGAUCAAGCCUCUGCAGACUCGGAUAAAGAAGACCCAAGAACAGUAUCAACACAUGAUCCAGACCCGAAUCAGAAAGACCGAGGAGAUCAAACAGUCAAUGGAGCUGAGCAAAAGAAAUAAAGAAAGAGAGAUACAGGCCAGCGUUCAGAAUGCCACAAUGAUGGUAAUUGCCAUUGAGAGAAACCAGGCUUUGCUCAUCGAGGAGAUCGAACGGAAGCAGGAGGUGGCUGAGAAGAGAGCAGAGGAGCUUCUCAAGGAGAUCAGCCAGGAGAUCAAUGAGCUGCAGAAGAGAUGCAGUGAGCUGCACCUCCUGGAGCACACUGAGAACCCAGUUCAGCUCCAGCAGAACUUUUUACAUCUGGACGCUCCGAUGUCCGUCAAGCACUGGGCUGACGUCAGAGUCCAAUCGGAGAGCUACGCACGGACUGUGAGGAGAAAUUUCUCCAAACUGGUCGACAUCUGCCAAGAACUGGAGAGGAAGCUGUGUGCAGAGGUGGAUGUAACUCUGGAUCCUGCUACUGCUGCUGGCUGGGUGGUCCUGUCCCCGGAUAAUAAAAAGGUGAGCUGUAAUUAUCAGACCCCGCUACCUGACGACCCCCGCAGGUUCGACUCCUGCGUCGCCGUGCUGGGAAAACAAAGCUUCACAUCUGGGAAACGUUACUGGGUGGUUCAGGUUGGGGAUAAAACAGACUGGGAUCUUGGGGUGGCCCGGGAGUCCAUCAACAGGAAGGGCGCCAUCACAGUUCGCCCUGAUAACGGUUACUGGGCGAUAUGCCGACGUAACGGUGGAAGCCUGUGCGCCUGCGCUGGGCCCGCCGUCACUCUUUACCUUAAAGAAAUUCCUCAGAAAGUCGGUAUAUUCCUGGACUAUGAAGAAAGCUCGGUGUCCUUCUACAACACAGAGGCAAAGACUCACAUUUACACUUACAGCGGGCUCACUUUCGCUGAGCCGCUGUAUCCGUACUUUAACCCCUGCAUACAUGACAACGGGAAGAACACGGCCCAGCUGGUCAUCUGCCCAAUCGAGGCUGGGAUCACUGUAGACACUUCAGCACGUUGA
Maylandia zebra (zebra mbuna) is the source of this 1134-nucleotide messenger RNA. The record is from RefSeq and is a predicted model, not a curated record. Lineage: Eukaryota; Metazoa; Chordata; Actinopteri; Cichliformes; Cichlidae.